This is a messenger RNA of Sorex araneus (European shrew), 7523 nucleotides long. It is a transcript of the gene DNM3, whose product is annotated as dynamin 3. The record is from RefSeq and is a predicted model, not a curated record. The coding region runs from base 134 to 2743 and encodes 869 amino acids. Gene Ontology annotation, cellular component: microtubule; cytoplasm; membrane. Gene Ontology annotation, molecular function: GTP binding; microtubule binding; GTPase activity. Lineage: Eukaryota; Metazoa; Chordata; Mammalia; Eulipotyphla; Soricidae. The transcript has 21 exons.
GUUAGCUGUCAGGCACCUACUCGGCGACGUGUGAGGUGGCUGAGGUGCCCGCGGCGGGAGCGAACCCGGCGGCGGCGGCGACCACCCGGCCGGGGGGGGGGGGGUGUGAGGCGAGCGGAGCGGCGCCGAGGCCAUGGGGAACCGCGAGAUGGAGGAGCUGAUCCCGCUGGUGAACCGGCUGCAGGACGCCUUCUCGGCGCUGGGGCAGAGCUGCCUGCUCGAGCUGCCUCAGAUCGCCGUGGUGGGCGGCCAGAGCGCCGGCAAGAGCUCGGUGCUCGAGAACUUCGUGGGCCGGGACUUUCUCCCUCGAGGGUCUGGCAUCGUGACAAGACGGCCUCUUGUGUUGCAGCUGGUUACUUCCAAAGCAGAAUAUGGAGAGUUCCUGCACUGCAAAGGGAGGAAGUUCACGGAUUUUGGUGAAGUUCGCCACGAGAUUGAAGCGGAGACAGACCGGGUCACGGGGAUGAACAAAGGCAUCUCCCCCAUCCCUAUCAAUUUACGGGUCUACUCGCCACACGUCUUGAACCUCACCCUCAUCGACCUGCCGGGCAUCACCAAGGUGCCCGUGGGAGACCAGCCCCCCGACAUUGAGUACCAGAUCCGAGACAUGAUCAUGCAGUUCAUCUCCAGGGAGAACUGCCUCAUCUUGGCAGUCACGCCUGCCAACACGGACCUGGCCAACUCGGACGCCUUGAAGCUGGCCAAGGAAGUGGACCCUCAGGGUCUGCGAACCAUCGGAGUCAUCACCAAGUUGGAUCUGAUGGAUGAAGGGACCGACGCCAGGGAUGUCCUGGAGAAUAAGCUGCUGCCUCUGCGCAGGGGCUACAUUGGCGUGGUGAACAGGAGCCAGAAGGACAUAGACGGGAAGAAGGACAUCAAGGCAGCCAUGAUGGCUGAGAGGAAGUUCUUUCUCUCGCACCCGGCCUACAGGCACAUCGCUGACCGCAUGGGCACCCCACACCUGCAGAAGGUCCUCAAUCAGCAACUCACUAACCAUAUCCGAGAUACUCUGCCAAACUUCCGGAACAAGCUGCAGGGGCAGCUGCUGUCCAUCGAGCACGAGGUGGAGGCCUUCAGGAACUUCAAGCCGGAGGACCCCACCCGGAAGACCAAAGCAUUGCUGCAGAUGGUUCAGCAAUUUGCUGUGGAUUUUGAGAAGAGAAUCGAGGGGUCAGGGGACCAAGUAGAUACCCUGGAGCUCUCAGGGGGAGCUAAAAUCAAUCGUAUUUUCCAUGAACGCUUUCCUUUCGAAAUAGUAAAGAUGGAGUUCAACGAGAAGGAACUUCGCAGAGAAAUCAGUUACGCAAUCAAAAACAUCCACGGCAUAAGGACGGGGCUGUUUACUCCAGAUAUGGCGUUCGAAGCAAUAGUCAAAAAGCAGAUUGUGAAGCUGAAAGGGCCAUCUUUGAAGAGUGUGGAUCUGGUCAUGCAGGAAUUAAUCAACACUGUUAAGAAAUGUUCCAAAAAACUGGCGAACUUCCCCCGACUCUGUGAGGAGACAGAGAGGAUUGUCGCCAACCACAUUCGGGAGCGAGAAGGGAAGACCAAGGACCAGGUGCUGCUGCUGAUCGACAUCCAAGUCUCCUACAUCAACACCAACCACGAGGACUUCAUCGGCUUCGCCAAUGCUCAGCAGAGGAGCAGCCAAGUUCACAAGAAAAACACGAUCGGAAACCAGGGAACCAAUCUUCCGCCUUCACGGCAAAUUGUGAUUCGCAAGGGCUGGCUCACCAUCAGCAACAUUGGCAUCAUGAAAGGAGGCUCGAAGGGGUACUGGUUCGUCCUGACGGCUGAGAGCUUGUCCUGGUAUAAGGAUGACGAGGAAAAGGAGAAGAAGUAUAUGCUGCCCUUGGAUAACCUGAAAGUCCGAGAUGUGGAGAAGAGCUUCAUGUCUAGCAAGCAUAUAUUUGCCCUCUUUAACACAGAGCAGAGGAAUGUAUACAAAGACUAUCGCUUCCUAGAACUGGCAUGUGACUCCCAAGAGGACGUGGACAGCUGGAAAGCGUCACUGCUGAGAGCCGGGGUCUAUCCCGAUAAAUCCACAACAGAAAAUGAUGAGAAUGGCCAGGCAGAAAACUUUUCCAUGGACCCCCAGUUGGAGAGGCAAGUUGAGACCAUUCGCAACCUUGUAGACUCCUACAUGUCGAUCAUCAAUAAGUGCAUCCGAGACCUCAUCCCAAAGACGAUCAUGCACCUCAUGAUCAAUAAUGUGAAAGAGUUCAUCAACUCCGAGCUCCUGGCGCAGCUCUACUCCUCGGAGGACCAGAACACGCUGAUGGAGGAGUCGGCCGAGCAGGCCCAGCGGCGUGACGAGAUGCUGCGCAUGUACCAGGCCCUCAAGGAGGCCCUGGGCAUCGUCGGCGACAUCAACACCGCCACCACCUUCACGCCCGCGCCGCCACCCGUGGAUGACUCCUGGAUCCAGCACUCCCGCAGGUCACCCCCUCCAAGCCCCACCAACCAAAGGAAGCCGGCACUGAACACCCCUAUCCCCCGGCCAGCCUCCAGCCGCGGGCCCGCUCCGGCCAUCCCCUCUCCCGGCCCCCACUCGGGGGCGCCCCCCGUUCCAUUCCGCCCGGGCCCCCUGCCCCCCUUCCCCAACAGCAGCGACUCGCUCGGGGCCCCUCCACAAGUCCCGUCUCGACCCACGCGGGCCCCUCCCAGCGUCCCCAGCCGGAGACCACCCCCGUCACCAACUCGCCCCACUAUAACCCGCCCACUAGAGUCCUCCCUGUUAGACUAAGCGAAGCGACUGGCCUGGCCAAAUUAAUCACUAACGAAUCCCGCCAAGGUGACCUGUUUGAUAACCUCGGCCGUGAAGUCGUGAGUCGUCCCCCACGUGGACCUCAGUUAGCAAGUAACCAGUCUCACUAACGUGCCCCCUCACGCCGUGGCUCGGGCUGGGCCCCUGGAAACGGUUGGGGCCCCCCCGAGGUGGCCAGUGGCCCGCCCUUGGCUUCUGUUUGAACCCACGUCAGACACACUUCCCGGGUGACCGAAAAGGGUGCCCCCCCCCCCGUUCAAAGCGAGGCGAGCUGCAGUGGCGAAUGUCACUUUCCCACCCCACCCCGGCUGCCACCGACGCGGGCCCCUAGCCCUGUCCCUCCCUCCAUCAGAGCCUCCGUUUCCGUGUCACAAACUGCUCAGAAGUGGUUCCCUGUUCCGAUCGGGACUCCCUAACAUCCGGACAGGAAGGAAAGCGUUUUUUUCCCAGAGGCCCAAGGCGGUUCCGGGCAUCUGCAGAGCGAGAAGGGGGCUCAAGAAGGAGCAGAAAAGUCGGCUUGGUUACCCGUCAGGCUCAGCUAGUGUCUGAGUCAGGCGUGGCUGCUGACACGGCUCAAGGCAGACGCAGUAGCUGACACCUCCCUCCCGAAGCGGCUAUGGUGUCCCUUUCUUGUUCCCUGAAACAGUCGCCUCCUCGUGGGUGCCCCAUGACGGCUGACUUAAGCAAGAUCUCAUUUAUUUUUUAUUUUUUCAUCCUGACCCAGAGCUCACGCUACUCUGACACACCCUUCAGCUAACGCAUCUGUUCAUUGGAUGGGUGCGCAAGGCACUCUCUCUCGCCUGCUAAUAUGGAAUUCCCUGGUGGGGGAAACGUAUCAACCUUGUCAUAUAGGUGGAAAGUCAUGUUCUCUCCUAGCAAACCCCGAGCCUCACGCUGGGUGCCCCCACCCCUUCACAAACGGAUUUGGGAUGGAAGGGCAAUUCGUGCGGUCAGAACUGGGCCAAGUUCAACUCCUGCUCAAGUAAGCUAGUCCAUCUCGCUUUCUCCCGGGGGCUCCUACCUGCAAACUGUAGGAUGAUAUUCAGACCUAAUGCAAAUUGCUCACUUUCUAAGCUUUCCAAAACAGCCCCCAGCAGUUGAGCCCCGGGGGGUUAAUAGUUCAGCCCGAGGCUAAGUUUGGGACUACCUCCUACGGUUGACUAGAAUGCAGGAAACAGCCGGAAGGCAACUGGAAUUUUGUCUGCUAACUCUUCCCAGACGCGGCCCCAGGAUGCUCUGGAGAGUGGGGGGGGGGGGGGGGGGGUCCCACGGCACUAUUUCAUAAGUCUUCAGAAGUAAAUCAGGUUUCACCCACCGAAACGUCUCCCUUUGAAAGCAGCGAACGUGAUUUGUAUGUGAACUUCACUUUAAUUUCCUGUGUCGUUUAUACCCAGCGCAGACCCCCAUAAAGCACGAAGUAAAAAAAAAGCGUUUCACGAUUAUUAAAACGGGACCUUGCCAAGGCGAAUGGCACUGCAGUGAACUUACUCGAAAGGGCUACUACUGCUCACCCCACUUCCCCUAAGUGAAAAUUAGAGAAUACAAUAUUUACCAAAAGAAGGUUUCAGCAUUUUUGAGCUAGACGUGAGCCCUAAAGUCUUUUCGUAGCUUCUUUUUUUUCCUCCAUGGGGAGGGGCGGGAAUAAAGACUCCUUGAGAAUAAAGCAGAAGUGCAGGGUCUGAACUGUGUUUUCGAGAGCCACCAGUCCGUGGAAAUAGGCUCAGUAAGAAUCCAUAAUAAAAAUGAGUAAGCAACAGUGAGAUCUCACCAAUUUGCCUCUCAGGAUUCCUCACUCUUCUUUGCUCUGAGUUCCCUGAAAUAGGCUGCUAACAGAUCUUGGCUCUGUGCUCAGCGUGGUUUUGCAUUUUGCUGCAUUUCAAAAAUUUCCUUCUGUUCAAGGAAACUAUUGUGGAUAACCACUGGCGUGUUCUUAGAUCAGCAUAAACCAUGUCAAAGAAAAUGAGAGUUUUUCUUUUUUUUUCCCCCUCCCUCAAGUUUCUUUCCACUGAGCUGAUUGAGGCAGGCCUGGCCACAGCAUUUGUCGCCUCCCGGUCCUGCUCACACCCGGUCACCCUGGGGUUUCUCUGUCCCCCUCGUCGUCUCUGCUAGGCGGCUUCUUGUUUCACUUUCCCGGCGGGUUAUUUCUAAGAGAACCGAGCCUCCCCCUGGAGCCUUGGCAGCUCUGUUUGGAGGUGAUUCAGCGGCUCCUCUUACCCUACCUGAAUUGAAUCAAUCCGUUUCCAAAGGGCUUUGCGUCUCCGAGGACACAGGGGCGGGAUGAAGUUGAAGGUCUUGAAUGCGUGGUGCGCACGCAGCAUUGGUGUCAGGACGAGAGGUGGGGAUGUCGCCGAACGGGCUUUUUCCGUGUCCCCCACCCCCUUCUCUGCAGGGUCUGUGGCCCUUUUUUACCCACUGUGCAGUAGAUACAGGGCCAUCACAGGAUCUGGGAAAAUAAACAGGCAAAUGGCUCUUCCUGGCUCUGUUAACUCUUGCAUGCUUACUAACUCACUGGAAUAACCAACUUAGCCACUAAUCCACAGCGCUGUGUUAUUGAGCUCGUGUCGGUUUAGGGCAGAUCUAUCUCGCUUCCGGAAAUCCCUCCCGAGAUCACACUUCUGUGUCUUGCUUUUAGCUGCGUCCUGUGACUUGAGAACACUGCCUACUUAUACCCAGAUACAAACUCACUGUCGUCCAAACAUGACAAUGAGACUAGUUCCUCUUCAAUACCUAGAAAUAUUCCGAACCUAGAGUUUCAAAGUAGUCAUAGAGAUUAAUUUUGUGACAUUUUUUCCCCUGUAGGCCAUAGCCAUAAUUCUCAAAUAUGAAAUGGGACCUAAUACCAGUAUGUGAUAAAUGUUGCUGUUUUCUGCGUGCAACGGAGAUUUUUCUAUGCAUGUGUCUUUCUGUAUGCUGUAACCACAUAGCGAGCUCAUUUCUGUAAAUAUAUGUAUUUUGUGCCCCUUUGGGUAGAUAGACUUCAAGGCACUUGUUAAAAUGCCACAAGCAUGGGUGUGAUUGUCUGUUACUGUACAUAUGUACGUAUUAUCGGUACGGAUGUUAAUAUGGGUGUAUACAUGUGCUUUGUCUCUGUAUGUUCAAAUUUAUUUGUCAAACUUCUAAUGUAAGAGGUCACGUUGGAAGCUCUGUUGUAUUAUGUGAACACUACAGUGGCUUGUUGCAGAUAACAGACAAACGAAGUCUGUGGAAGUUUCUCCAAAUUGUAUUCAUUCUUAAGAGGCCCAGAGGUCAGAAUUACCCUGGUGAGAUAUGAAGCAGUAACAUCUUUCAGCCAUUUGUACUUAAAUCCACAGCACUGCUAGCUAAGAAGUUUCCACUGACAGUUCCACAGGUGGUUAAGAAAUAUUUGAGCUGGGGCUGGAGCAAUAGCACAGCGGGGAGGGCGUUUGCCUUGCAUGCGGCCGACCCAGGUUCGAUUCCCAGCAUCUCAUAGGAUCCCCUGUGCACCGCCAGGGGUAAUUCCUGAGUGCAGAGCCAGGAGUAACCCCUGUGCAUCGCCAGGUGUGACCCCCUCCCAAAAGAAAGCAAAAAAAAGAGAAGGAUUUGAGCUGGUGGCCUAAUUUUUAAGAUACCAAUUGGGAUUAUAAAUUGUUCUGGGAUUGCUCUGUUAGACCCUAAAAAUCCUAAUUUGGUCCAUAUAGUCCCACUUUUUCUCUAUCAUAAUUUGAAAAAAAAAAAGUACAGUAGAGGGAUACUCUCACAAGCCAUCUCACGAAAAUAGCUGUGUUGUUUUUUUUUCCCCCUCGGAAAAUCUGCUAAAAAUUUCAGGGAAAGAAGCCAUCAGCCACGUUUUCACUUGGCUUUCAUUUUUCGAGCAAUCUGAGGAGAUGGGAGGCUGACAGGAAUCUUUCUGAACGUUGAGAGUCUCCGCUGUGGGUCUCUGAGCUGUAGAAGCCAAGCGCUCGUGAGACUCUCACCUCACAGUUCUGUCAAGCCUCAGUGUCGGGGGAAGGAAACCGUUUCCGGCUCACUGCUUCCUACUCCCCAUCCCUCUAGCACCUCAGCAGUGUUCCCUGCUCCACCCUGUGGUCCUGUCUGGUUGACACUUCUAUAGUCAUAUGGUACAACACGCUGGAACACCCUUAGGAGUGUGUUGACGCGUGCAGGGCUGGUGUGAGACUCUUUGUCCACGUGUGCCUUGGACACGUAUCCCAGCAACACCUCAGGAAGAACGUGCUGACACUGCACUCCUCUCUCCCGUCUACGCUUCCGCACGCUCCUCUUGCUCCUUCACUGAUGCUCACCCUUCAGUUCUCGAACUCUCGAACUCUGCACACUGUGUACCACGUGGAAGACUGUGCUCAGUCCGCGCUUCUAGCCUGUCCUGUUAGCUGCUGUCGAACCCGUCAGCGUGGAGAAGUUCCGUGCGUUUGUCUGAGUUCGUGUUGCACAGCCUGGCCUCUCGUCUGCCUCGAGCUCUCCUUUUUUUCUGAGUAACCUCCUUCUUCAGCUUUCUUUUUUAUUUGAUUUGAUUUGAUUUUUUUUUAAUGAAGCAACUGUGGACGCAUGCAAAACCUGUCUUCGGCUACUGACUGCUUCAUUCCUUCGAGCCCGAAUACUCUCUCCACUGUCUUCCUGGCGUUUAUCCGGGUGUUUUCAUGUGGACACAUGGAUGAACUCUGUGAAGGUCAUUUUGGAAGCCACUUCCCAGGCUCGUGUCCCUCUCGAAGGCCUCGUGUACCUCUUGUGAAAAUGUGAAACUGUAUUUCUGACCUGAAAUAAAUGAUCUCUGACGGCCUGA